Molecule: messenger RNA, 1260 nt
Organism: Vigna umbellata (rice bean)
Lineage: Eukaryota; Viridiplantae; Streptophyta; Magnoliopsida; Fabales; Fabaceae
Source: RefSeq, a predicted model, not a curated record
AUGGAAGAAGAAUUAGAUUUGUCGUACUUGGACUGUGAAGAUAUAAACGACGAUGUGGUUGGUGUACACUUUAAUAUAGUCGCAAUGCUACAUCAACAAUUACAACUAACAACCUCAGUGGCUGCACUAACAAUGUUAUGCAUUGUUUGUCAUGCCUUGAAUAUAUUGAAUAUGUGCUCGAGUGAUCCAAGUAGUGUUAGCACUUUCCUUCCCGACAAAGACCAUCGCAGGGAACAGUUAAUGUCGUACUUGGUGCAUACUAAUCGAUGUCGUGACAUCAUUCGGAUGGGUCCAGAGGCAUUUAUUAAUCUUUGUGAGAGACUAAGAACAACUGGGUUAGUUAAAGAUGCCAUUCGCUCAAUAGUGGAGGAACAAGUAGCUCAAUUUCUUCAUAUAAUUGGGCAUAAUGUUAAGAAUCGAAGUGUCGCAUUUUUCUUCUAUCGAUCUGGGGCGACGGUUAGCAAACACUUUCACAAUGUGUUGGAUGCUAUUUUAAGUCUAGAAUCUGAAUUUUUAACUCAACCAUCAAGAGACGAGGUGCAUCCAUAUGUCUUAAACAACAAUCGGUUUUAUCCGUACUUUAAGGAUUGCUUAGGGGCCAUAGAUGGUACUCAUGUUCGUGUAAGAGUGCCAAGAACAGAUGCUCCAAGAUUUCGUGGAAGAAAAGAUUGGCCAACUCAAAAUGUGUUUGCCGCAUGUGACUUUGAUAUGAAAUUCACAUACGUUCUAGCGGGGUGGGAAGGAACAGCAUCUGAUUCUAGAAUCUUAAAAAAUGCUCUCGAUCGAGAUGAUCCGUUCGUCAUCCCCCAAGGAAAGUACUAUCUUGGCGACGCUGGUUUUAUGCUUAAAAGUACAGUAUUGACACCAUACAGAGGCGUGAGAUAUCAUCUUAAAGAAUUCACACGCACAGGAUCACAAAAUGCACGCGAGCUCUUUAAUCAUAGACAUUCAUCAUUGAGAAAUGUUAUAGAAAGAACAUUUGGUGUGUUGAAGAAAAGGUUUCCUAUCAUUGCCAGUGGAAGUGAACCACAUUAUGGAUUGGAGACAAUGACAGACAUCAUUCUAGCUUGUUGUAUCCUACACAACUUUAUCCGUGGAGUUGAUAGGGAUGACCCAUUGCUUAAUGAGGUUCAUAAUGAGUUAAAUGAAGGGGAAGACCAUAAUGUGACAUCUUCUCAAGUUCGAGAAGAUGAUUAUAGGGUCGGUACAACUAUUAGGGAUGCCAUAGCUGAUGAAAUGUGGCGAGAUUAUGAACAUUAA